AUGAAGCUCAGCAAUUUCGUUGCGUUGACUGGAUUCUUGGCCCUGUCCGAGGCCAUCCCUAGCUCACGACCCAACUUCCUUUUCGUCUUCACUGAUGAUCAAGACUUGACGAUGAACUCUGUGGACUAUAUGCCACAUGUUGCAAGCCGCAUUCGAGAUCAAGGAAUUGAUUUUACGAACCACUUUGUCACGACAGCGCUGUGCUGUCCGUCGCGGGUCAGCCUGUGGACCGGUCGUCAGGCGCACAACACGAACGUUACCGACGUCAGUCCGCCGUACGGCGGUUACCCCAAGUUUGUAUCCCAAGGCUUCAACGAAGACUGGUUUCCCUUGUGGAUGCAAAACGCCGGGUACAAUACCUACUACGUUGGAAAACUCUUUAACUCGCAUAGCACGUCGACGUACAACAACCCGUUCGUUCAAGGCUUCAACGGCUCGGACUUUCUUCUUGACCCAUUUACCUACUCAUACUGGAACUCCAGCUACCAACGCAAUCAUGAACCUCCGAAGAGCUACGCCGGUCACUAUACGACAGACGUCACGGAGGAAAAGGCACUCGGCUUCCUCGACGAUGCUUUUGAAGACAAUGAGCGGCCAUUCUUCCUGACCGUGGCCCCUAUUGCACCACAUUUCGAUCAAGAACCCAACCGUGCUUCAGGAACUCCGCCGCAAGCUCCUAUUCCUGCGCCUCGCCACGCUCAUCUCUUCCCUGAUGCUCGGGUCCCACGCGUACCUUCUUUUAACCCACUCAACCAAGCCGGCCCUAGUUGGAUCAAAGACUUGAAGCACCAGAACCAAUCCGUGGUUGAGUAUGAAGACUUCUUCUACCGCCAACGUCUGCGUGCCCUGCAAGGUGUCGACGAGAUGGUGGACAAGCUGCUCAACCGUCUAGAGCGCAGCGGCCAGCUCAACAACACCUAUGUGAUCUACAGUUCCGACAACGGUUUCCACAUUGGCCACCACCGACUACCUCCUGGGAAGUGCACAUCUUACGACGAAGACAUUCGCGUACCCUUUUUUGUCCGCGGUCCCCGAGUCACACCCGGCCAGACGGACUCUCAGGUCACGACGCACAUUGACUUUGCCCCGACGAUUUUUGAGAUCCUCGGACUGCCUCUGCGCAGUGACUUUGACGGCACCCCGAUGCGUAUUGUUAGGAAUAGCUCUUCUGUGCCCCAUGAGCAUGUCACGGUAGAGUACUGGGGUAGUGCUGUUCUCGAAGGCAACUACGCAAAUCUAGUCCCCGGUAACGGGCAUCGCAUGCCAAACAACACAUACAAGUCCGCCCGCCUCGUUAGCGAAGAGCGCAACCUCUUCUACGCCGUUUGGUGUACGGGUGACCACGAAUUAUAUGACCUUAACACCGAUCCCUACCAAGUCAACAACAUCUACACAACUGCCAAGCAAUCCUUCAAGAACCGCCUGGAUGCUCUCCUUCUCGUCCUCAAGUCCUGCGCUGGCAGUACCUGCAUCAAACCCUGGAAUGAACUGCACCCGGACGGAUCAGUUCAGAGCCUCUCGGAUGCGCUUGACCCCGGGUACGAUGAUUUCUACGCGCGGGUGCCGAAGGUUGAGUAUGAGGUUUGUGAAGAUGGGUAUCUUAUUUCUGCUGAGGGACCGCAGUGGGAUGAUGUUAGCGCUGGACUUUGGAACGGCCAGGCCUUAUAUGAUCUACGAUUCUGA
This is a messenger RNA of Aspergillus mulundensis, 1683 nucleotides long. RefSeq names its product sulfatase family protein. The record is from RefSeq and is a predicted model, not a curated record. The transcript has 5 exons. Lineage: Eukaryota; Fungi; Ascomycota; Eurotiomycetes; Eurotiales; Aspergillaceae. Gene Ontology annotation, biological process: phenol-containing compound metabolic process. Bases 1 to 1683 code for a protein of 560 amino acids. Gene Ontology annotation, molecular function: arylsulfatase activity; N-acetylglucosamine-6-sulfatase activity; glycosaminoglycan binding.